UUUAUAUCCAAACAUCUCUUGGAGAUAGCUUUCUCAAAAGUUUAAUGUGACUAAGAGGGUAUUUAACCUUAAAGGUGUCUGUGUUUGAUUGAAGGAUGAUCCUCGUUACAAGCUAAUCUUUGUUAGGUAUGCUUUUGAUAAGAUAUACAGUUUGGAUUCAACAGCAAUGGAAAAGUUUAAUCUUGUGAAAUCGACCUUAGCACGACUCUUUGAAGAGUACUGGUGCAUGGAGAUAACUGAGGAAGAGAGGGGAUUUCAAUCACAUGCUAUUGAGGACAAUACAGUUGGAGAUGUUUUAGAUUGGGAGGAGCUAUCUAUGUAUGAGAGUUCUACUACUACUGUAAUACAAGAUAAAUCCGAAUUAGAUUUAUAUCUAGAAGAGCCAAGGAUUAAAGAUCCGAUCAAGCAUUAUGAUGUAUUGGCCUUUUGGAAGUUACAAGGAUCAAAGUAUUGUGAUCUUUCUCGGAUGGCACGGGAUGUGUUGGCUAUUCUGGUAUCAACUGUUGCUUCUGAAUCAGCUUUUAGUGCUGGAGGUAGAGUUAUUGACAAAUACAGAAGUAAGCUAUUGCCUACAAAUGCUGAAGCGUUGAUUUGCCUUCGAGAUUGGAUGUUCGGAGUAAACUUUAGAGCUGAACCGGUUGAUGAUGCCAGUGAUUUGGCUAAUGCUUUGGGGAAUGUGUUAUCUUUGGAUGUGAGUGGUGAUACUAAUAUUACAGUAGAACCUACACAAAGAUCUUCUAAUGCCUCUACUGCAGCUAAUGUUUAGUCUGUUAGGUGAAAUUCCAUGGGUGGGAUUGAUGUUGAAGCACUCCAGAUUGGACGAAAUCAGGAUAAUUUUGAGUCAUGUAACUAAAUAUUUAACUUUGGGGAUGUUUGGAUACGAAUUUAAGAUUUUUUGUGAUAUUUCUAAAUAUGUUAAUUGUGGGAUGCUUGGAUAAGAAUUUAGGACUUUUUAUGAUU
Molecule: messenger RNA, 960 nt
Organism: Macadamia integrifolia
Lineage: Eukaryota; Viridiplantae; Streptophyta; Magnoliopsida; Proteales; Proteaceae
Product: zinc finger BED domain-containing protein RICESLEEPER 2-like
Exons: 5
Coding region: 167-766 (199 amino acids)
Molecular function (GO): protein dimerization activity
Source: RefSeq, a predicted model, not a curated record